Messenger RNA from Carassius gibelio (silver crucian carp), 1385 nucleotides. Its product is annotated as origin recognition complex subunit 6. The record is from RefSeq and is a predicted model, not a curated record. The coding region runs from base 4 to 876 and encodes 290 amino acids. Gene Ontology annotation, biological process: DNA replication initiation; DNA replication. Lineage: Eukaryota; Metazoa; Chordata; Actinopteri; Cypriniformes; Cyprinidae. The transcript is spliced from 7 exons. Gene Ontology annotation, molecular function: DNA binding. Gene Ontology annotation, cellular component: nuclear origin of replication recognition complex.
UAUAUGGGGUGUGGCCUAUGUUCGUUUUCGCGCGAAACCAAAUCUGCGGAAAGGAUUCCAUUGUGUGUUGUGGUUACAGAUAAGAUCCGAGCAUCUUUACAAAUGGAUAAAGAGUUAUUUCGUAAACUUGCGUCGAAGAUUGGGAUAACGGCUGUUAAAGUAUUGAGUCAAGCCGAGGAAUACAUGCGAUUAUCCCAGGUGAAAUGUGUUGGACUGGGUUCUGUUACAGCCACCAGCAAGGCCAUUAUUUGCCUUGAGUUGGCAGCGACUUCCAUGAAAUUUCCUCUAGACAAGGAGUAUGCCAUCAAACUGUCUGGACUAAGUCCUAAGGUUUACUCCAGUAAUCUGAAGGCUAUGGAGUGCAUGCUGGGCCUGCAGUCAAACCUGGGUCUCAGAGAUCUUGCAGUGCAGUUCGGGUGUUUGGAAGCGGUUAAAGUGGCCUCUCAGAUCCUUCAGAGGUAUGAGACCAGUUUGCCUGCUGCUCAGCAUCAAGACCUUGACCUGUCAAAGCCUCUCUUUACCACAGCAGCUCUCUAUGCAGCAUGCAAGUGCAUGAAAAUCAGAACUGACAGGAAAUUAGCCUCUUCAUCUGGCGCAAAGAAGGGCAUCUUUGACCGGCUGUGCACACAGUUUCAGAAACUCGGACAGGAGAUCUGCAAUGAGGCUUCAUCUAUGGAGAAACCAGUCAAAACUGUUCAAAAGAGGCAGAAGACAAUCACUGAAAUGCUAGAAACAGGAGAAGAUGAUGAAAAGCUUUCAACAUCCCCUAAGCGAGAGAGGGCUGAGAAGACGGAGGAAGAAGAGACACAAAAUUAUGAAGAGUGGAAAAGAAAAAUUCUUGAAAAUGCUUUAAAACCAAAGACAAUAGAUUCUUGAACACCGUUUAUAAUGUCAACAGGACUUUACUUUGAGUUGGAUUUAAUACUCCAUUACCAUAGACUGUAUAAAAAAAGUCUGCCCCCUUCUGGCUCCUUGUGUAAAUUUGUUCCGUUUACAUAUGGACAUUUCCACAGGAAUCACAGCACUUUUUAUUAUCCGUUGUUUAAUUGCCAUUUCUCGGGUGAAAAUAUGGUUACCAUUUUAUGACAGAUUUUAUAUUGUGCAAAGGUUUACUAAUUAAGUUUCUUAUUUCGAUUUUAUCGAGGUGCAUUUAGUUUGUGUUGAUGUUUAAAUUGUGGUGUUUAAUCGAUCAUGAUUUGGAUGAUUAUGUCUGGUGACAGUAUGACUUUGUUUGCUCACAGUGUUCUGUGGUAAAAUCUCACAGGAGGAGUAGAAUGCAUUCAUGAUCAUCUGGAUGGGUUUUAUCCAUUUAAGAAAUGAGAAAUGGCUUAUCUGCUUACAGUUUAAUAAGAUUUUAUUAUGAAUAAAAUGUGUAUUUUUGACAA